GCUCAUGGCUGCCGCCGGGUCUCCUUAGCUUCUCGCUACAGCAAAAUCUCCUGUCACCUUGUAGACACUUGCAUUUUCAACGCAUGGCUUCUGUCUAAAAUGGUGUCGUUUUAUUCCAGUAAUGCUACAUUAGAUGCUUUUGCAUAGCUGAAGUGUGCUUGCGUUGCUGUGUUCUUUCCUCGGGUGAACUCCUGCUUUAUUAAUGGAAGUUGGUAUUCUGAUAUUUAUCAGUCAUACUAAGUGGCAAAAGGAGCUCCGUUAAUGGCUUCUCAAGGCCCUUAUUCCUACCCUGCGUAUGGACCCACAGCACCUCCAUAUCCUCCAGUCCAUCAUCCACAUGAUCCAUACCCACCACUUCUGAAUCAGUAUGGUGUUUCUCCAGCUGGCUCUGUUGCAGGUCCUUUUGUACCUCAGCCAGGCUAUGCUGUCUAUCCUCCAUCCAGCGCACCUAUGCUAACUCAUCAAGCAGGCGGACCACCUCAGCCGCAAGUGCAGUGGAUGCAAACCCCAGCUCCUAUUCCGAACUGUCCACCUGGAUUAGAGUACCUUACAACGAUUGACCAAAUACUUGUCCAUCAAGUUGUUGAACUUGUUGAAGCCUUAACAGGAUUUGAAACCAAAAAUAAGUAUGAGCUCAAGAAUAGUUUGGGCCAGAGAGUUUACUAUGCAGUUGAAGACAGUGAAUUCUGUAACCGAAUAUGUUGUGGGUCUAAUCGAGCAUUUAUCAUCAAGAUUUUGGAUAACGUUGGGCACACUAUCAUGCACCUUGUUCGUCCUUUGGGAUGUGGAUCAUGUUGCUGUCCUUGUUGCCUACACCAGCUGGAAGUUCAGGCACCACCUGGAAAGUCUAUUGGUUAUGUUGUACAGGAAUGGCAUCCGUUUAUCCCUAAGUUCAGCAUCCAGAAUGAAAGACAUGAAACAGUGUUGAAAAUUAAAGGUCCCUGUUUGGCGUUCAGUUGUCUGGGAGAUGUAAAUUUUGACGUUGUAAGUCUGGAUGAGACCAGUGUUGUUGGAAGGAUAUCAAAACAGUGGUCCGGUAUUAUUCGAGAAUACCUCACAGAUACUGAUAACUUUGGAAUUCAGUUUCCGAUGGAUUUAGAUGUUAAGAUUAAAGCUGUCCUUCUUGGAGCAUGUUUGCUGGUGGAUUUCAUGUACUUUGAGCAAAAUUCUGGAGGUGUGCAACAUGGCGGAGCUUGGCGGAUGCUUUAGUGACAAAAUUGCACAGCUUCAUCAGAAACAUUAUGAUGUUUUAUGAAGGACAAAGAGAUAAGCUGGACAACCUGACAGACAUCCAAUAAUGUGCCUAACUUAAACUCAACUAGGAAUUAAUAGAAUCAGAAGUAAUUCAUAGGAAUUUUUUGUGAGCUGUUUUAUUACACUGUCAAAGUGGUUUCAUUCAAUAUUUCAAAAAACUAAAAAUCUUCUUUUUAUUUUUAACAUUUAUUUAAUAUCAUUGAAGUGGUUUAUCGGUAUAUCUGGUAUUGUCUGUUGAAAUAUCAGAUAUCUAUAUUGUUAUCACAUUAAACUGGGAAUUUCCUUGGAUCGGUUCUUAUGCUACCACCAUAACUGCCAGAAGUGCUAAGGAGAAUCCAUGCACACGUGUCAGUGGGAUUUCUGACAAACAAGGCAGGGGUAACAAGGAAGAAUGUCUUUACACAGAGAGUGGUGAUGACUUGGAACUCCUGCCUACAAGGAUGGUGGAAGCAGAGGUGCUAAAAAAAAAACAAGAAAAUUGGGUAGAUGUUUGAAUGAAAUAAAUUUUCAGCAUUACAAUGAUAGACUGGGGAGUGGCACUAAUUGAUGUGGUUUUUGGAGAGUCUGGAUAGAUCGAUGGGGUGAUGGCCUCCAUGUGUGCCAUAUUGAUUUGCCAUAACUUGAAAGUCAUGGAAUAGGACUGUUUCGAAGGUAAUUGUCAUUGUUUCCUAUUUGUUCCGUCCAAAAUACCUAUACUGUAUUGUAGCCCCAAGUGUGUAACCAAUGUUAGAGAAUAGUGUCCAUGUUUUUUUCAGAUGUUACUAUCGUUGGUACAAAUUUUUAGCAAAAAUUUGGAUUUUAAUAAUGCAUAUGUAAGAAACAGAUUUGUUUAUGAAACUCUUAAUCCCAUGUAAGAAAAUACUGCUCAUAAAAAAUGAUUGCAGUUUAUACCAUACAUUUGAACCAUACACUUACAUCUUGAGAAAACCCUCUGAUAAUGAUGAAAUUUCUAAUUGUUACAAUUUCAAUUAUUAUUCAGGGGAUGGAUUAUAAUUUUUGGAGAAGGAAGAUGCUUUAAAUGGUUCAAUAUUGAUCCCUGUAGGCAUAAUAGGGAAAAAAAAGUCACGUCAUGAGGAAAACACUUUUUGUUACAUUUAAUCAUUUUCGGUUCCAGCAAGAAAACAGAAGUAGGGAAAAUGUAACAAGGUUUCAGUGAUUGUGAUAUGGACAUGAUUUAUAGUUAUUGAGUUGCAAUUGUCAUUCAUACAGUCUGUAUUAAUAAAGCAACAAUAAUUAAAGCUUAUUCACUCCAACAA
Molecule: messenger RNA, 2510 nt
Organism: Rhincodon typus (whale shark)
Lineage: Eukaryota; Metazoa; Chordata; Chondrichthyes; Orectolobiformes; Rhincodontidae
Product: phospholipid scramblase 1-like
Exons: 11
Coding region: 262-1209 (315 amino acids)
Biological process (GO): plasma membrane phospholipid scrambling
Cellular component (GO): plasma membrane
Molecular function (GO): phospholipid scramblase activity
Source: RefSeq, a predicted model, not a curated record